ACUCUUGCAACAAUGGCAGAGUAAUCUCUUUCAUCUGCCAGUUCACAAACUUCGUUAUCAACAAGGAUAAGAGGUGCCAACGAAACGCUGCGUUUAGAUAAAGAACGAAAAUAAACAUUAUUUAGAAGAAUACUACAAGAAACGACACCGUUCCUUAGAAUCAAGAUUUUAUAAAAAAAACAAAAAGAUAAAGUGCUUUCUUGGGGUUUUGGGUCGUGAUUUGUGAAUCGACCGAGGAAAAGCCGAUCUUCAACGAUGGGAUUGGGCUUCAUAGUCGGCGUUUUUGGAGUUUUAAUCCUGUCCCACGCAGCUUAUUCCACGAUUCAGUAUAGGGGAUUGUUGAAGAUUAUGGAGGAGGAGUUUUCAGGUCCACCCAUGAAUGUGGUUUUAGAGUUGCUUCUAGGGUUUGUUUUCUGUAUUUGGGCUGCCCUAACCGUGCCCGGGAAUUUUCACUCGAUACAUCCUGAUUCUGAGGAGAAUAGGAUUGUUUCUUUGUCAGCAAACUUGGACUUCAUGAUCUUCAAUCACAGAGCCAAAGCAUUUCCGUUAGAAAUUGAGAUGAAGCUGAAGCAUUAAGAUCAAUAAGCUUCACAUAUUUUGAUUAAGGAAGUGCCAUCGUUGGCGAGUCUGUUGAUCUUAAGAGCUAGAGGGCAUGGUUGGAGGUGUACUGUCUCGCAUUGUACUUUUUUAUUUUUCCAAAGUGGUAGCGAUUUUAACCAAUCAUCAGUUACUAUUCUUCUUGAUUUGGCAUUCUUGUUUGCUUUUAUGUUAUAUUGUCUGGCAUACCGAACCUCAGUGUCAGUUUGAAUCAUAGACACGGUUUCCAGCAGGUCAGCAAUUCGAAUCAUUAUUCGACUUUUCA
Messenger RNA from Durio zibethinus, 862 nucleotides. Its product is annotated as membrane magnesium transporter-like. NCBI's taxonomy places the organism in Eukaryota, Viridiplantae, Streptophyta, Magnoliopsida, Malvales, Malvaceae. The record is from RefSeq and is a predicted model, not a curated record. Gene Ontology annotation, cellular component: Golgi apparatus; plasma membrane; EMC complex.